Molecule: messenger RNA, 514 nt
Organism: Schistocerca nitens (vagrant locust)
Lineage: Eukaryota; Metazoa; Arthropoda; Insecta; Orthoptera; Acrididae
Exons: 3
Coding region: 163-483 (106 amino acids)
Source: RefSeq, a predicted model, not a curated record
GCUCCUGUUCUGCUCAGACCGUGUCCUGUAUACGCUGGCCGUUACCACCUCCUGCACUCUACUUCUGUUGCUGCCCGUGCAGCUGCGGCCACUGCCUGGCUAUAAAGACGACGAGCCGGCCUGCGGCAGCAUCUUCCGCGCUUCCGCCUCUGCAGCCGCGACAUGCCCCGCUGCUGCUUGCUCCUGUUCGCCGUGGCUGCCUUCGCCAUCCUGGUGGAGAGCCGCCCCGCCGACACUGACACUGGGUCAAGCAGCCCGGCGGAAGCGGGGGGCGACACUGGGAACAACGGCUUCCACUUCAGCGGUGCGGUCCGUGAGUUCUUCACAGGUCUCCGCUCGGGUAACGCCACGCACGACUCGCAGCAGCCGCACCACUCGCCGCUGAGCGCUCUGCGGGAAGCAGCGGUGGGCGCGAUCCAGCGCGCGAGGCCGCCAGGAGCCGAAGGCGAAGGCGCCGGCGGCGGCGAGGGGACCAGCGCCUAGCCUCACCCACUGUAGUCUUCCUUAACGGCAA